AUGUGUAACCCAUGUCUGCCAAAGCACAACCAAUGGCCACAUAAUCUCAAACACAAAGUGGUGAGCGUCGAAGAUAUUAGAGAGGGCAAGGUGGUCCUAAAGAAGAAGGUCUACUGUCAAGAAGAAGUACACAAAUCAGAUGACGAAAAAUAUGUCUGUGCCGAUGUAUGCACUACUUGUAAGAAGCUCAUCUGUACGAGAUGUAUGAUCUACCACGAUAAGAAAGGCCACAAUGUUCAAGAUGCGGGGGAUUACAAUACUUCCUUCAAGAAGGGCAUUGAAUCCCUACAAGCCCGGGGUGAGACAAAAGCUACAACCGUCAAGAAUCACAUGACAUGUGUCGAUAAUCAGCUGAAGCGUGUCACUGAUCACAUCGAUGGAGAAAAAGCUAAAAUCAACAAGACAUGCAAAGAGGCUAUCAACAAAAUAAAAGAGAGAAAUGUGAUCUUGAACAAGCAACUAGAUACUGAGAAAGAGAUAUUAUGUCAAAGUUUGAAGAAGAUGAGAGUUGCGGAUGAGAGGCUAGUUACGAGUAUUGAGAGUGCGAGUGAACUGGCGAGUAAUAGUUUGAAAGCCCCACUAGAAGGGGACGUUGUUGCUAUUCGUGAUUCAUUGUCUGGUGACCUGAAGAAUGUGCUGGAUAGAGAUGAUCCCAAGAAGAAGAUUGUUAGUGAUGUAGCUGACCUUGCAGAGGAACUGACUUUUACACCAAGCAGCCAUCCUGAUCAAUUAUCCAUAGGUGAACUCCGGUUCGUAAAAUGCGAGUCGAAAUGCGAUGUCGCACUCUCAAAGCAAGACAGUAUGAAUGCGAUAGCUGCUACGAAAAAUGGUAGGAUGGCUGUUGGAUCUAGAUUUGGCGGAAUCGAAAUCUUCUCUGCGGCCGGGAAAUUGCAGGAGACGGUGCUCAAGGAUAACAAUAUUCGUUGCUUAGGAUUCCUCUCUGAUAAUCGGUGUGUUGUACUUGAUACAGAUAAUAACAUGUCAUUGUACACAUCAGAGUAUGAGAAGCUGGAUGUGACAUUCAACACUUUAGAUACAAGUAAAGGUGGGUUUACCGAUCUCACAGUAGACAGGGAUGAUCUGAUCUAUGUCAGCUACAGGAAAACAAAUGAGAUCCAGGUAUUCUCACCUGCAGGUGGAAAGGCGAUCAGGGAGAUACCAUGCAAUGGAAAUAUAUCUCAGCCAAUCACUAGUUAUGGUGAUUCAUUGAUCGUUAAACGGUAUUCCAAUGCGAUAGCGCGUAUUGAUACAAAGGGUGAUGUAAUGCAUGAAAUAACCAGUUCGGGUGAGCAUAGCCUCUUCGCUUGUGUGAGUAAAGGUAAUUUAGUCCUGAUUGCCUCUGUUAGACACGCAGAAGGGCUGCUCAAUAUUGAUGAGUACACCAGCAAGCUGAAGCACGUCAAGACCCUCAUCUCCGAUCACAAGAUUGGGAAGCCUGAGAGACAUUGGUACUUCCUUCAGCAGUUCCGAUCAGGAGAGCUAGGCUUCUGUACGCCGGAGAGGCUGUAUAUAUUAAACCUAUCCACCACUCCACUUAACCCUUGA
This is a messenger RNA of Strongylocentrotus purpuratus (purple sea urchin), 1545 nucleotides long. RefSeq lists its product as uncharacterized. The record is from RefSeq and is a predicted model, not a curated record. Gene Ontology annotation, biological process: positive regulation of DNA-templated transcription. The transcript has a single exon. Gene Ontology annotation, molecular function: ubiquitin-protein transferase activity. Bases 1 to 1545 code for a protein of 514 amino acids. Gene Ontology annotation, cellular component: chromatin; nucleoplasm. Lineage: Eukaryota; Metazoa; Echinodermata; Echinoidea; Camarodonta; Strongylocentrotidae.